AGUAAAAGCGCGUUAACCUAACCUUUUUCCUUAACCCCAAAGAAACAAAGCAAAGAAUUGUCGCUAUUACUGUAUAUAAUUCAGCUGUGCCGCUCUCUGAAGGAGAAGCGAUAGAAUCAAUUUCUUGUAAAUAACAAGUUUUCCUCUCAUUUAAUCUUCGUCUCUGUUUAUCAUGGAGGAUACAGAAUUUCAAGAUGAUGACAUUCUCCGGAAAUUCAAUUUCGAUGACCUCGGCCAACUCGAUUGGGAGAAUCUCUUUACUGGAUUAUCUAACGCUUCACCUCCUCUGCUCCCGGAAUCAUCUUCUCCGGCUCAUUUCUGCAACUCCUCCCCUGAUCCUUUAUCUUCGUGGAUGGGCCAACUCGAGAACAUCCUGAUGAAAGACGACGAUUAUUCUGUCGCUGUAGAGCCUAUCCAGCAAUUUUCCAACGAAUUUUUGGCUGAUAUUCUUGUUGAUUCUCCUCCCGUUGUUUCCGCUGAAGUCGUCGAUGCAGCCACCGACAAGGACUCCAGUGCUUCCGAUAAUGGUACUGGUAGUGCUUCAGAGACGGAAAAGGAUAGGAAGAAGGUGGUUGAUGAUGGAGUUGAGGUAAAAAGCGACGGUGAGGAUCACGAUGAUCCUAUCUCUAAGAAACGGAGAAGGCAGUUGAGAAAUAGGGAUGCAGCUGUUAGAUCAAGAGAAAGGAAGAAGAUGUAUGUGAGGGAUCUGGAAAUUAAGAGUAGGUAUUUGGAAGGGGAAUGCAGAAGACUGGGGCAGUUGCUUCAGUGUUUUAUGGCAGAGAAUCAAGCUCUACGUCUUAGUUUGCAGAAGGGCAAUGCAUUUGGUGUUACCUCGGCCAAGCAGGAGUCUGCUGUGCUCUUGUUGGAAUCCCUGCUGUUGGGUUCCCUGCUUUGGUUCCUGGGCAUCAUGUGCCUGUUCACUCUGCCCACACUUCCAGAGUCAAUUCCGGUGUCAGUUUCACAGGAAAACGCGGAAAAGAAAGUACCAGAAAGAGGAGCAGGAAGUAAGAUGUUUACAUCCUUGGUAAUACAAUCUUCUGUGAACAGUAGGAGAUGCAAAGCAUCAAGGACGAGAAUGAAAUCAAGAUCCAUAUUCGUUGGAGUCUUGGUGGGAGGCUCUCUUCUUUAGAGUAACUUAUUGGGAGUAUCUAUAAUCUCCACUUCUUUCAGUCUUUUCCUGUUUCAUUUAGUCUUAUAUCGUGUAUUUUGAUGGAAUGGGAGAAUAUUUUUAUAAGCAAGUGAAAAUGCUGGGGGAUUGACGAGUAAACGCAGGAAUAUAUUCUAAGCACAGAUGAGUUGAACUAUUAUAUGUUAAUUUUGAUUAUAUAUUUUUUUAGGAAAAUUUAUUAUUUA
Hevea brasiliensis (rubber tree) is the source of this 1353-nucleotide messenger RNA. RefSeq names its product bZIP transcription factor 60. Gene Ontology annotation, molecular function: DNA-binding transcription factor activity. Gene Ontology annotation, biological process: regulation of DNA-templated transcription. The transcript has 3 exons. Lineage: Eukaryota; Viridiplantae; Streptophyta; Magnoliopsida; Malpighiales; Euphorbiaceae. Bases 173 to 1129 code for a protein of 318 amino acids. The record is from RefSeq and is a predicted model, not a curated record.